CUGUUCUCGAAUAUUGUAAGAACAACAUACGAUGGUGCGCAUCAAGUGGAACUCGAAGCCCAAGGUCAAGGAUGGCCAACUUGUAUUUAACGAGCUUGGGCGCUCCUCGCGCGUCGUCAACGAAUGGAUGAACCGCCUUCUGAAAGCCCUUGGGGGUGGCACUACACCAGAUACAAUGAUCGGAACUGGUAACGCCGGCGAACAUGCCAUGAGUGUUGAUCUUGCCCUCAAACUCCGAUUUGCAACCGGCUAUGCAGUUGAACCGUUCCAAUUGAUCGAUAUAUGGGAACGAUUCGCCUUUUCACAACAGCCAUUAUCAGUGCGGAUCCUACAGAUCGAAACCUGCAACCCCCACAUUCAUAACGCGGGGCAUGGUGAUUAUCACAUCGAGCGCAUGCAGACCCAGGGACUCAGCACGAUAUAUCAUUCGAACCUUCCGACUUCUGGACUCAAAGACGAUCUUCGCUGUUACAUGCAAAAGAAUUUGGCCGGGUUCAUAGGCGACAACGGAGAACCUAGGAAACCACGCAUAUAUGAUCCACUUGAUUCCCUGGACUGGACGAUCUUUGAAAAGGCUCUCCUGAAGAUGAAAUUUUGCUAGGUACAAGGUAGGGGAAUCGGUAGCAGUCUAGAUGCAGGUGGGACAGACA
This is a messenger RNA of Alternaria alternata, 650 nucleotides long. RefSeq lists its product as hypothetical. Gene Ontology annotation, molecular function: mannosyl-3-phosphoglycerate synthase activity. The coding region runs from base 32 to 601 and encodes 189 amino acids. The transcript has 2 exons. NCBI's taxonomy places the organism in Eukaryota, Fungi, Ascomycota, Dothideomycetes, Pleosporales, Pleosporaceae. Gene Ontology annotation, biological process: mannosylglycerate biosynthetic process. Gene Ontology annotation, cellular component: cytoplasm. The record is from RefSeq and is a predicted model, not a curated record.